This is a messenger RNA of Vitis riparia (riverbank grape), 3708 nucleotides long. RefSeq names its product protein CHUP1, chloroplastic. The coding region runs from base 516 to 3527 and encodes 1003 amino acids. Gene Ontology annotation, cellular component: chloroplast outer membrane. Gene Ontology annotation, biological process: chloroplast organization. The transcript has 9 exons. The record is from RefSeq and is a predicted model, not a curated record. Lineage: Eukaryota; Viridiplantae; Streptophyta; Magnoliopsida; Vitales; Vitaceae.
UGCCUCUUAGCAAAGUUGGUGGUGCCUUUUUCAGUCUCUUUAUCUGCUUAUUGAAUGUAUAUUUCCAUGAAGGAAAAAACACCCAUCUGUGAAUUCCUAAUCCUUCUGGCAAAAAAACUGGCCACUAGUUAUUGGUGGUUUCUGUAGCUCUUAGCAUGAGAGAGUUGUGCUGGAAUUCUCUUUGUCAUAUACUUUUGGUGUAUAAAAGCAAGUCUCUUUGUGAGGGGUCUACAAGACCUGAUAAGAUGAUAAUGCUGAUGUUGUGGGGGAUGCUCGCAGUUGGAUAUGAGGCUACUGAAUCUGCAUAAUUACAACUACUCUUUAACUUAGGCUUUGUUGGGAUUGAGCUAGCAUUGUUAUAUUGAGUUAUGGAGGCCCAGCACGGCGUAUUAGUGGCUGGAUGGUUUGAGUUAUCAGUUAUGGGGGUUGGGAGAAAUGGGUUGUGGGGUGUUUUGGAAUUGGGUUGUCCUGGUAGAUAAGUGGAAGCCUGAGAAUUUCCUAUUGACAUUACCUACAUGAUAGUAAGGUUAGGCUUCUUGGUUGCAGCUUCAAUUGCAGCCUAUGGAGUUCAGCAGUUCAACAUCAAAAACUCAAGGUCGCGUGCCUCUCGAGGCAAGCCUUCAGAAAAUGGUGAAGCAAGCUUUGAAGAGGACCAGAAUAAAGAGGAACGUAAAGAGCAGCUCACAUGUUCUGAUGAUUACCUCAAAGAGGUGGAUGGGGAGGAGGAAGAGGAGAAAGAAGAGGUUAAAUUAAUUAGUAGUGAAAUAAACUGGGAUCUGAGUAUUCCACCUGAUAUCGAAGAUGAAGAAAUUUUACCUGAAUUUGAAGACCUUUUGUCUGGGGAGAUUGAUAUUCCAUUACCUAGUGACAAGUUUGACACAGAAACCGCUGCCAAGGUGGAGAGAGAAAGAGUUUAUGAAACUGAGAUGGCAAACAAUGCAAAUGAACUGGAGCGGCUGCGCAACCUAGUGAAGGAAUUGGAAGAGAGGGAAGUGAAGCUUGAAGGUGAAUUGCUUGAGUACUAUGGUCUGAAGGAGCAGGAGACGGACAUUGCUGAGUUACAAAGGCAACUUAAGAUCAAGACUGUUGAAAUUGACAUGCUGAAUAUCACCAUUAGUUCUUUGCAGGCUGAGAGGAAGAAGCUUCAAGAUGAGGUUGCACUGGGUGUUUCUGCAAGGAAGGAGCUUGAAGUGGCAAGGAAUAAAAUCAAGGAAUUGCAGAGGCAGAUUCAGGUUGAAGCUAACCAGACAAAAGGCCAUUUGUUGUUGCUUAAACAACAAGUUUCUGGUCUUCAGACAAAGGAGCAGGAAGCUAUCAAGAAAGAUGCCGAGAUUGAGAAGAAGCUUAAAGCUGCAAAGGAGUUAGAGGUAGAAGUUGUGGAGCUUAAGAGGAGGAACAAAGAACUUCAGCAUGAAAAAAGAGAGCUACUAGUUAAGUUGGAUGGUGCUGAAGCUAGAGUAGCAGCCCUCUCAAAUAUGACAGAGAGUGAAAUGGUCGCCAAGGCAAGAGAAGAUGUGAAUAAUUUAAGACAUGCAAAUGAAGACCUUUUAAAGCAAGUGGAAGGGCUCCAGAUGAACAGAUUCAGUGAGGUUGAAGAGCUAGUGUACCUUCGUUGGGUCAAUGCUUGCUUAAGGUAUGAACUUCGGAAUUACCAGACACCUGGAGGAAAGAUAUCAGCGCGUGAUCUUAGCAAGAGCUUGAGCCCCAGAUCGCAAGAGAGGGCUAAACAGCUGAUGUUAGAAUACGCAGGAUCAGAACGUGGGCAAGGGGACACAGAUCUUGAAAGCAACUUUUCCCAUCCAUCCUCUCCUGGAAGUGAGGAUUUCGACAAUGCUUCCAUAGAUAGUUCAACUAGUAGAUAUAGUAGUCUAAGUAAGAAACCUAGCUUAAUUCAAAAGCUGAAGAAAUGGGGCAAAAGUAGAGAUGAUUCUAGUGUUCUUUCAUCACCAGCUAGAUCCUUUGGGGGAGGCUCCCCAGGCAGAACUAGCAUAAGCCUACGUCCAAGGGGUCCAUUAGAAGCCUUAAUGCUAAGAAAUGCAGGUGAUGGAGUGGCCAUCACUACAUUUGGUAAGAUUGAUCAGGAAGCUCCUGAAUCUCCUGAAACUCCAAAUCUGUCACACAUUAGAACAAGGGUUUCUUCUAGUGACUCACUGAAUAAUGUUGCAGCAUCAUUCCAAUUGAUGUCAAAAUCAGUGGAAGGAGUUUUAGAUGAAAAGUAUCCUGCAUAUAAAGACCGUCAUAAACUGGCCUUAGAGAGGGAGAAACAAAUUAAGGAAAAAGCUGAGAAAGCAAGAGCAGAGAGGUUUGGUGACAGUUCAGAUUUGAAGUAUGAGUCUAGGGCCAAAGCAGAGAGAGACAAAUCUGUCACUUUGCCUCCAAAACUAGCAAGGAUAAAGGAAAAACCCCUUGUUUCCGCUGAUUCAAGUGAUCAAUCCAUUGACAGCAAGAUGGAGGAUUCUCAAGUGGCGAGCAAGAUGAAACUUGCUCACAUUGAAAAGAGGGCUCCUAGAGUGCCACGCCCACCUCCUAAACCUUCAGGAGGGGCUCCUGCAGGUCCAGGUGCUAAUCCUUCGAGUGGAGUACCACCUCCUCCACCUCCUCCUCCAGGUGCCCCGCCACCCCCACCCCCACCUGGUGGACCGCCUCGUCCACCGCCCCCACCAGGAAGCCUCCCAAGAGGGGCAGGAAGUGGAGAUAAAGUUCAUCGGGCUCCUGAACUAGUUGAAUUCUAUCAGACACUGAUGAAACGUGAGGCGAAGAAGGACACACCAUCUUUGGUCUCUUCAACAUCUAAUGCAGCAGAUGCCAGGAGCAACAUGAUUGGUGAAAUUGCAAACAAAUCAUCAUUCCUUUUAGCUGUGAAAGCUGAUGUGGAAACUCAAGGUGAUUUUGUCCAGUCAUUGGCAACUGAAGUUCGAGCUGCUUCCUUUACCAAAAUAGAAGAUCUGGUGGCCUUUGUGAACUGGUUAGAUGAAGAGCUCUCCUUCUUGGUUGAUGAACGGGCCGUUCUCAAGCACUUUGAUUGGCCUGAAGGGAAAGCAGAUGCAUUAAGAGAAGCAGCCUUUGAAUAUCAAGACUUGAUGAAAUUGGAGAAGCGAGUCUCUACUUUUGAAGAUGAUCCCAAACUGUCAUGUGAAGCUGCUCUAAAGAAAAUGUACUCAUUGCUCGAAAAAGUGGAACAGAGUGUUUAUGCACUCCUACGUACGCGGGACAUGGCCAUUUCAAGAUAUAGGGAGUUUGGAAUUCCUGUUGACUGGCUUCUAGAUUCUGGAGUUGUUGGCAAGAUUAAACUUUCGUCUGUACAACUGGCAAGAAAGUAUAUGAAGCGUGUAUCAUCAGAGCUUGAUGCACUGAGUGGACCAGAGAAGGAACCAAACCGAGAGUUUUUGAUUCUGCAAGGCGUGCGUUUUGCUUUCCGUGUUCAUCAGUUUGCGGGAGGCUUUGAUGCGGAGAGCAUGAAGGUUUUUGAAGAACUGAGGAGCCGUGUGAAAACACAAACAGGCGAAGACAACAAGCUAGAAACAUGAGGUUUUUCUCUCUUUCUAUUUUUUUUUUCCCUUCACUUAUGUAUAUCCAAGUUUAUGUUUAACAUUUCAUCUUUCAUAUUGAUCUCCAUGUUGGGAUAUUGAAAGACAUGGUUUAUAUGUUGUACGAACAUCAGUUAUGAUUAAAUGAAAAGAAAAAAGUAUAAAGUCUUUAUAGGGUAAA